This is a messenger RNA of Carassius gibelio (silver crucian carp), 2918 nucleotides long. RefSeq names its product protein phosphatase 1 regulatory subunit 14C-like. The record is from RefSeq and is a predicted model, not a curated record. The coding region runs from base 73 to 492 and encodes 139 amino acids. Gene Ontology annotation, cellular component: cytoplasm. The transcript is spliced from 4 exons. Gene Ontology annotation, biological process: regulation of phosphorylation. NCBI's taxonomy places the organism in Eukaryota, Metazoa, Chordata, Actinopteri, Cypriniformes, Cyprinidae. Gene Ontology annotation, molecular function: protein serine/threonine phosphatase inhibitor activity.
AAUAGCAGGUGUGAGAAACGACUGUGUCCCUGCAUACACCCCUCAGACACCACCGCCAUCAUUACCGCCGCAAUGUCCACCGCCAGCGCCGAGACGACCGCACAGCUGCCCCCGGCCGCGGGAAGGGUGUUCUUUCAGCCCGGCGUGGUCUGCGCCGGUUCAGGACCGAUGCAGAGGGAUGACCCGGUGCCGAAAAAGCAGGGCAAAGUGACGGUGAAGUACGACAGAAAAGAGCUGCGGAAGAGACUCAUACUAGAGGAAUGGAUCAUUGAACAGCUGAGCGAUCUUUACGACUGCGAGGAAGAGGAAAUGCCAGAGCUGGAGAUAGACAUUGAUGAUCUCCUGGAGGUGAACAGUGAAGACGAGAGAGCCAUAAAACUACAGGAAUCAUUGUCAGACUGCUACAAGCCCACUGAUGACUUUGUGCGUGAGCUCCUCGGCAGGAUAAGAGGAAUGAGAAAACUCAGUGCUCCGCAGAAGAAAAGCUUUUAAGUGCUCCAAAAUGCCAACGACAAUCCAGCGACCUAAACUACAGGUCCCACAAUCCAUCACUCAGCGUAGAGUUGACCUCAUACAGCCCUCAAGGAUUCGCUAUCCCAGGAUUCAUUUCUGCUCCAGAAUCAAUAUACUCAUUCAUUUUCCAAGGACCUUGACUCUGUUCAGGACACCUAAAUUGAGUCAUCCAUUAUCCAUAGAUCAGACAAUAAAUCCAAGAGUGCAAAGUUCAUCCAGGACACAAUCAAACAAUCUCACACAGUCUGUUCCUGUCCUCAACCUCUCUAAGGGUCUUACAGGCCCAACACAUUAUUACACGGUUUGGUUCAGUAUUACAGCUUUUUUUAUGAACCGCAACCGACUACAACGCUAUUUUAUAAAGCUUAUUAAAUAUAUUUUAAUUUUUUUAAUUAUUAAUUAAUUCAUUUUUACUUGAAGGAAAGAUGCUAAAGUUACAUAAAUCUUUGGUAUUUGUUGUUAAGCAGUGAUAUUCACCAAUAUCUGUCCAGUUAAAAUUCAUGAAUUUGCACGAACGUUAUUCUUCCCUAGAGUCUGUACAUGAGCCAAGCAUAAUGGAUUAUUUAGGUUCAUGAACUGUGGGUAAUGUUCAGUUUAAUGUCAUAUAAUUGGACAGAAUACAUAUCAGUCUGUCCAUCAUAAUUCUGGGGUUUUCAUAACAAUUAUAAUCUUUCAAGAACACUGAACUAUUCUUGAAAGGUCUGUGGCUAUAAUAACUACUUUCAUAAAGUGAAUAUGACUGUGGUGUGAUAAAACUGUAAAGAUUUUUGGUGGGAUAUGAUUACAGGAAGUAAAGAAAUGAGGCUAUUUUCGGAAUUAAAGGAAUAGUUCACCUAAAAUGUAACCCAAGAUGUAGAUGAGUUUGUUUCUUCAUUGGGAUUUAGAGAAAUAGAGCAUUGCAUCACUUGCACACCAAUGGAUCCACUGCAGUGAAUGGGUGCCGUCAGAAUGAGAGUCCAAAACAUCACAGUAAUCCACAAGUAAUCCAUACCGUUCCAGUCCAUCAAUUAACAUCUUGUGAAAUUAAAACCUGUGUGUUUGUUAGAAACAAAUACAUCAAAAUAUUUAAACAAUUGCUCCAUUGCUUGCUGUUUGGACUCUCAUUUUGACGGCACCCAUUCACUGCAGAGGAUCCACUGGUGAGCUUGUGAUGUAAUGCUAAAUUUCUCCAAAUCUGUUCUGAUGAAGAAACAAGCUCCUUUAUAUCCUGGGUGGUCUAAGUAUGAAUAAUUUACUUUGAACUGUUCCUUUAAAUACUAGUAUACUAUUUACUGUGCAGUACAUACUAAAUACCCUGAAAAUGUAGAAUAGAGUGCAUUGCAUUGUGGAAUAUAGUAUUCUAAACUAUACACUGCAUAUUUUAGCAAAUGCAUUCAUGUAUUGUAGCAUACACACUGUCCUGCUGAGUUCGUAGCAAAGUAUAACAUACUAGUAUGGCGAACAUAGCCUGAGUUUUGAACACUUCUAUAAAUCAACAAGGGCUGCAAGAGAGUAUAGAUCUUAUUAACAGACACACUGUACUGUGAUGAUGGUUAGUGUUCAUCUAAUGAUCGAGCUGGAUGACGUAUCUAGUUUGACUCAAGCCAUUAUUGAAGGCACAUAAAUCGUUAAAAUCUAGGCUUUAAUUUGCUUUUCUCACACGGUUUUACACGGAGGCUGCCAAAGAAUAUAAAUCGGCUGAAUAUGAUCACAUUAUAAAGUGCUAUCGGUGUAAAUUGGUACAUGUAUAUUAUGUUUCUCUAUAAAGAACAUUUAAUCUUCGUGUCAUUCAGUGUCAUACUCAUGGGUCAGAUUUGUGUUUGAUGGUGUAAGUUGUAUAACAAGGAACCCAGGGGGGAAACUAUGGUGCUGUUUAAACUUUUUAACCCUCUACAGUGUGGAUGGACAAUGUGUUUUGCAGGCCGAAAGAAAAAGGGUAUAAAAAAAAAAAGAAAAAGAGAUUCGCUCUUGAUCUUAUACUUUUGGAUGAAUCUAAUAUUUUUAUGAUCCGUUUCUGUCAGCCUGCAUCUAAAUAUCAUUGUGGAUUUUAAGAGGUUUGCGUGUUUUCAAGUAUGUUUUGACUCUCAGAGAAGAAAAUUCAGGGUUUAGGCUGAUCUCUUUUUUAUUUAAUUUACUUUUUGUUUCCUAAAAUGUUAGAGAUGUAUUUGAGUGUACGAAAGCUUUAUUUAUGCAUGUUUUAUUGGCAUGAUGGGAAGUUUUUAAUCGCUUAAGCGAUUAUUUGUCUUUUUAUACAUUAUAACAAGUAUUACUCUUAUAAAUAUUAAAUGCACAACUUUUUAUUAAUUUUUAUUGACUCUUUCUCCAUUUGGGGUGUUUUGAAUUUUUUUUUUUUUUUUCAUAUGUAAAGUGUGUUUUUUUUGUGCUGUUCUACUUCAAAUAAAGGCAAAAUGUCUGAACUGUUACAA